Molecule: messenger RNA, 483 nt
Organism: Aureobasidium musti
Lineage: Eukaryota; Fungi; Ascomycota; Dothideomycetes; Dothideales; Saccotheciaceae
Source: the annotation of a GenBank genome assembly
AUGCCUGCAGUAAAGAGACAAGCGAAAGCAGACAAGCCUAAGAGGCUGAGAAAGCGCAAGGCUAGAACGGAAGUCUCGAAUUCUUCAGACUCAUCAUCGGACUCAUCAUCGUCGUCAGAGUCUGAGAGCAGUGAUUCGGAGCCUACGCCCAAGAAGCAAGUUGUAUCCAAGUCCAAGGUUAAGACAAAGACCGUUUCAAAGUCACCAUCCCGGUCAUUGUCACCAGAACAAGAUCAGACCAUCACUCCCUCUACAGGCGGACCCCAGGCCGGGGACGCGGAGGCGGAAGAUGCAUUCACCUCAUUCUACCUCCGCCAGAUGACGACCGAGUUUGCCGAAGACCUCGACAAGAUCCGCUCAGCAGGCGAUUUCAACGACAAGUCACUGGGCCUGCUGAUUGGCGCACUAAAGCAGGGCCGCGAAUGCUUUGACCGACACGACAGACUGGCUGUUGGCAAAGCUAUCGUUGCUACCAAUCAGUGA